AUAACUACUUGGGGACACGGAGCACUGCGUUCGCCCUGGGUCACGCGGGAAGGAUGACUGCAAAGCCUCCAGUUGGCGCGCGGGUUCCGGGGCUGAGGGGCCCAAGGCGGUAAUCGGGAUCCGCUCCGGCCGCGCUUCCCUUGCCUUUAACAAGCCCCAGAAGUGGUUCCGCGCUUGGCCGCAGCGGGAAGUCUUCGGAAAGAAAAGACCGGAACUAAAAGAUAGACACAGCGAUGCCCUCCCCGGACUCCGCCAGCCUCACACCCCUGCCAGCCCGCCGCCUGUAGUGCGCACCGCCUCCUCGCCAAGCUCCGCCCUGCGUCCACCCCAGGGGUUAACUCGGACGAGCGGUCGUGUGGCAGAGCUAGUGUGCGCCGUCCGGGGCUAGAGCAAGCGCGCCCGCGCGGCCGGGAGCCAUGCUGAGGAGCUGCGCCGCGCGCCUCCGCACGCUCGGGGCCCUGCGCGGGCCGCCGGGAGGCCGGCGCCUGCCGGGUAGGGAGCCGUUACCCGCGCUGAGGUCAUUUUCUUCUGAGGAAGUCAUUCUUAAGGAUUAUUCUGUCCCCAACCCCAGCUGGAACAAGGACCUAAGACUGCUCUUUGACCAGUUUAUGAAGAAAUGUGAAGACGGCUCCUGGAAACGUUUGCCUUCAUAUAAACGUAUACCUGCUGAAAAGAUUCAAGACUUCAAAACCCAUUUGCUUGACCCAAAGCUUGUGAAAGAAGAACAAAUGUCACAGACCCAGCUCUUCACCAGAAGCUUUGAUGAUGGCCUGGGCUUUGAAUACGUGAUGUUCUACAGUGACGUCGAGAAAAGGAUGGUUUGCUUAUUUCAAGGAGGCCCUUACCUGGAAGGACCACCUGGAUUCGUUCAUGGAGGUGCCAUUGCAACCAUGAUUGAUAGUACUGUUGGUAUGUGUGCACUGAUGGCUGGGGGAGUCGUCAUGACUGCCAAUCUCAACAUCAAUUAUAAAAGACCUAUCCCUCUUUGCUCUGUUGUUAUGAUAAAUAGCCAACUUGAUAAAGUUGAAGGAAGGAAAUUUUUUGUUUCCUGUAAUGUUCAGAGUGUUGAUGAGCAGACCCUAUACUCAGAGGCAACAAGCAUAUUUAUAAAGCUGAAUCCUGCUAAGAGUCUGACAUAAAGAGCUGCUGUUGAACUCCAUCCCAUUCUCUCCCCUCCAGAAGAAGCAGUUGUCCCCCGAAUACUCUGCUUCCUCACUGCUGAAUCCUCGUAGGGAGAAGCCUGCCAACAGUGACCUUCCAAAACAGCC
Messenger RNA from Mandrillus leucophaeus (drill), 1268 nucleotides. It is a transcript of the gene THEM4, whose product is annotated as thioesterase superfamily member 4. The record is from RefSeq and is a predicted model, not a curated record. NCBI's taxonomy places the organism in Eukaryota, Metazoa, Chordata, Mammalia, Primates, Cercopithecidae. The transcript is spliced from 6 exons. Bases 417 to 1139 code for a protein of 240 amino acids.